AUGCGACUCCUCAACAUGCAGUCUCGACAGCUUCACACCCGCUACGACGAUGCCAUCCCGCCCUACGCGAUCCUCUCCCACACAUGGGACCAGCAAGAAGCGGAGGUCUCGUUCGAGGACAUGAAACGGCCGCAUCACGUCCACAUGCCGAGGUACGACAAGAUCGAGAAUACCUGCAGACUGGCAGAGAUUGGGGGGCUGGAAUGGUAUGGAUCGACACGUGCUGCCAUCUGCUUUGCCCAUCUUGCCGACGUGCAGCGCAGCGACCCCAUUUCGGAUCUGGACGUGGCUUUUGAACACUGCCGCUGGUUCACCCGAGGCUGGACCCUCCAGAAACUGCUUGCCCCUGGCCAGUUGGUCUUUUACGACCGCACCUGGGAAGCUGUCGGCGACAGAGCCUCACUAGCAGGGCAGAUUCAACGCCGCACCGCCGCGCCGCCAUCCCUGCCGAUCGGCGAGAGAAUGUCCUGGGCGUCAGAUCGGAACACCACACGAAAGGAAGACCUCGCAUACUGCCUUUUUGGAAUCUUCGACGUCCAUAUGCCGCUUCUGUAUGGAGAAGGCGACCAUGCGUUCCGGCGGCUGCAGGAGGAGAUUCUCAAGACCUGGGAGACGACUAGCCGCGGCCUUCCAACGCCUACAAAUAGUGUGAGCUGGGGUCGGCAUAUGCUGAGUCUAGCCGGGUGGCACUUACGAGGGUGA
Lasiosphaeria miniovina is the source of this 702-nucleotide messenger RNA. RefSeq lists its product as uncharacterized. The record is from RefSeq and is a predicted model, not a curated record. The transcript is spliced from 4 exons. The coding region runs from base 1 to 702 and encodes 233 amino acids. Lineage: Eukaryota; Fungi; Ascomycota; Sordariomycetes; Sordariales; Lasiosphaeriaceae.